Messenger RNA from Dermacentor silvarum, 2934 nucleotides. It is a transcript of the gene ClC-c, whose product is annotated as H(+)/Cl(-) exchange transporter 4-like. The transcript is spliced from 19 exons. Gene Ontology annotation, cellular component: synaptic vesicle; Golgi apparatus; early endosome. The coding region runs from base 163 to 2799 and encodes 878 amino acids. Gene Ontology annotation, molecular function: voltage-gated chloride channel activity. Gene Ontology annotation, biological process: transmembrane transport; chloride transport. Lineage: Eukaryota; Metazoa; Arthropoda; Arachnida; Ixodida; Ixodidae. The record is from RefSeq and is a predicted model, not a curated record.
UAUACUUGUUCUACAGACCACAAUAUUGAGGUUGUAGGUCGUAAAGUGCAGCUUACAGUUGUUGCAGUGCCGCUCAGCUGCGGUUUACAGAGGAAACGACCACGGAUGUAAUUUUGGGGGAAGACAGGAGAAGGGCUGCUAUAAUGGGUCUGGGCUCCGACAAUGGAAACUGAGCGUCUGGUCGGCGGAGGACCAACGGGCGAAGCGGGGCAUGACUACGGAGGCCGGCCUCAGGAACUCACGGGCUCCAACUACCAAGCCCUGGCCACGGGACACGCUCACCUGCUAGGGAAGCCGCACGCACGGAGAGCGCACGCGUCCACUCGGCACCGAACCAGCAGCAGCAGCAGUGACGAAGAAAUGAUCGACAUCACUGCAAAGCCGUCUGAACAGUCCAGAGCAUCCGGAGAUGCCAUGGCCACAUGUAGGGUUCAGGGCGGCACGAACGACGCUGGCAAAUACACUAACCCUCUGUACGCCCAGCCCUUCGGAGACUCCAGCUUCGAGUCGCUCGAGGCCGAGAACACGCAGCUCACAGGCUCAUCUGGGCAGCAGCAGCAGGAGCUCGAGGAGCAGCUGGGUCCCUCGGCGGCACAGUAUGAGGACUUCCACACAAUUGACUGGCAGCGGGACCUGGCCCGGGACCGCAUGCGCCACCGGCUCAUUGUCAAGCGCCGAGGGCAAGGGGGUUUGGUGGAGCUCCUGGUGGGCUUCCAUGACGCCUGGUCAGGCUGGCUGUGCGUGCUUCUGGUGGGGCUGGCGGCAGGUGCCAUUGCGGCUGUCAUCGACAUUGGCGCCCUCUGGAUGAAGGACCUGCGCGAGGGCAUCUGCCCGCAGGCCUUCUGGCUCAACAAGGAGCAGUGCUGCUGGGCAUCCAACGACACCUUCUUCAAGGGGGAUGACUGCAAGCAGUGGUACAGGUGGCCAGAAAUGAUUGACAGUGAUAUUGACAAGGAUGGGGCAGGGUUUUACCUCCUCUCUUACCUGUUGUACGUCCUAUGGAGUGUACUUUUUGCUGGCCUGGCUGUCAUGUUGGUGCGGACAUUCGCUCCUUAUGCCUGUGGCUCUGGAAUUCCAGAGAUCAAAACCAUUCUGAGUGGCUUCAUCAUUCGCGGCUACCUGGGCAAGUGGACUCUGACCAUCAAGUCGGUAUGCCUGGUGCUGGCUGUGGGUGCGGGGCUCAGUCUGGGCAAGGAAGGGCCCCUGGUGCAUGUCGCCUGCUGCAUCGGCAACAUCUUCUCCUACCUGUUCCCCAAGUACGGCAAGAACGAGGCCAAGAAGAGGGAGAUCCUUUCAGCUGCUGCAGCUGCAGGUGUAUCUGUUGCCUUUGGGGCUCCCAUCGGUGGUGUUCUGUUCAGCUUGGAAGAGGUGAGCUACUACUUCCCGCUGAAGACGCUGUGGCGUUCCUUCUUCUGUGCCCUGGUGGCGGCCUCUGUGCUGCGUUCCAUCAACCCUUUUGGCAACGACCAUCUGGUGAUGUUCUACGUAGAGUAUGACCUUCCGUGGCUCUUCUUCGAGCUGCUGCCCUUCGUUCUGCUUGGGAUCCUCGGGGGUGUGGUGGCCACCAUCUUUAUCAAGUGCAACAUUCGUUGGUGUCGAUAUAGAAAGGAAUCUCGUUUGGGCCAGUAUCCCAUAGCUGAGGUUAUUGCGAUUACAGUCAUUACGGCUGUUCUCAGUUUUCCCAACGAGUAUACACGUAUGAAUACUAGCGACCUGAUAAAGGUCUUGUUUAGCCAGUGUGGCAUUACUGACGUGUCGCCACUUUGCGACUACAAGCGUAACUUUACCAACGUAAACAAUCACAUUGACAUAGCUGAGGCUGGGGAUGGCGUUUACAACUCCCUGUGGCAGCUCAGCUUGGCCUUGAUUUUCAAGCUGCUCAUCACCAUCUUUACCUUCGGUAUCAAGGUUCCUGCUGGUAUCUUCAUUCCGAGCAUGGCCUUUGGCGCCAUCAUGGGCCGCAUGAUUGGCAUCGCUGUGGAGCAGCUUGCUUACCAGUACCCGACCCUGUGGGUGUUCCAGGGUGCUUGCAACACGGGUGAGAACUGUGUGACACCUGGCCUCUAUGCCAUGGUAGGAGCAGCGGCUUGCCUGGGCGGGGUGACACGGAUGACCGUGUCUUUAGUGGUCAUCAUGUUUGAGCUGACCGGCUCGGUACGCUACAUCGAGCCCCUCAUGGCAGCAGUCAUGGCCAGCAAGUGGGUUGGCGAUGCUCUGGGCAAGGAGGGCAUCUAUGAUGCUCACAUUCACUUGAAUGGCUACCCAUUCCUGGACAACAAAGAGGAAUUCGCCCACACCACUCUUGCGGCUGACGUAAUGCAACCACGGCGUGGGGAAGCACCACUUUGCUGUGUGACGCAGGAUAGUAUGACAGUCGAAGAAUUAGAGUGCCUCCUGAAGACAACUGAUCAUAAUGGCUUCCCUGUGAUAGUUUCCACGGAAUCUCAGUAUCUUGUCGGUUUCGUGCUGCGUAAGGACCUCAGCUUGGCUUUGGCCAAUGCUCGCAAGUGCCAAGAAGGAGUUGUGGGCAGCUCGCGUGCCCUCUUCACGAGCCAGGUACCAACGCCAUGGAAUGGCCCACCACCAGUUAAACUGCGUCGCAUCUUGGACCUGGCUCCCAUCACAGUGACGGACCAGACCCCCAUGGAAACUGUAAUUGACAUGUUCCGCAAGUUGGGCCUGAGGCAGACUCUAGUCACGCACAACGGAAAAAUCUUGGGCAUUAUUACCAAGAAGGAUGUUUUACGCCACAUCAAGCUCCUUGCCAAUGAAGACCCAGAGUCCGUGCUCUUCAACUAAUACAGCCAAGAGAAAACAUCCACGAGGCACAGUUGAGAGUCCAUUGUGUUUGAAGAGAGGACUUCGGGGAGCAGCCCUGGCACUUUUAGUCAGGAUGGUGCUUGCAGCUGCACAUGUACUCAAAAAAGAAAAAAA